Molecule: messenger RNA, 3600 nt
Organism: Cannabis sativa
Lineage: Eukaryota; Viridiplantae; Streptophyta; Magnoliopsida; Rosales; Cannabaceae
Product: lysine histidine transporter 1
Exons: 8
Coding region: 489-1877 (462 amino acids)
Cellular component (GO): plasma membrane
Source: RefSeq, a predicted model, not a curated record
CAACUAUUUCAUGACAAGAUAUUGCUAUCAUAAGGACGGCCAUAACUUUGAAUAACACAGUUCAACCAAUUGUAAUAAAUAAGGUAAACCAUUUUUCUACUAAUACAAACAAAACCAGCUAUUUUCCAACUCAUAUUCACAACUAGAUAUUUUUUUUUGUAUAAAUCACUGGUUUAGAAUUGGCUAAAUUUUCUUAUUUAAGAUUAUAUAUGCACACAUGAUUUGAUGAGCCAUUUUCUUCUCUUUAGUUCAUUUUGGUGAGUAAAUAGGUGAUGUCAUCACUUUUCAUUGACCGAAUGAGAUAUUCUCCAAAAGAAGACUAACACAAAGAAAAGCCAACUUUAAGAGCUAUUUCCAAAAUCACCAUCGAUAUUUCCUAUUUCCUAAUAUUACUUCCUUUAACACAUUCUAUUCUAAGAAAAAGAAAAACAUAACAUGAUUAUUUUCUCUACUCUUUGAAAAGAUUUCAGUGAAAGACUCUUGUUGUCAUGGAAAGUCAAGAUUUUUCAGAUCAAAACUUGGACAAGACCUCUAACACCCUCAGCAGUAAAACUGAUCAAGAAUUGUUGAAAGAUGUAAACUUGGAUAAGCAAAAGGAUAUUGAUGAUUGGCUUCCAAUUACUUCAUCAAGAAAUGCAAAAUGGUGGUAUGCUGCUUUCCACAAUGUCACUGCCAUGGUAGGAGCUGGUGUUCUAAGUCUUCCUUUCGCCAUGUCACAACUCGGGUGGGGACCUGGAGUGGUGAUUAUGAUACUCUCAUGGGUUAUCACUCUCUUCACCUUAUGGCAAAUGGUUCAAAUGCAUGAAAUGGUGCCUGGGAGAAGGUUUGACAGAUACCAUGAGUUGGGUCAGUAUGCAUUUGGUGAGAAGCUUGGGCUAUGGAUUGUGGUGCCUCAGCAACUAAUUUGUGAAGUUGGGGUGGACAUAGUUUACAUGGUGACAGGAGGAAAAUCUCUGCAGAAAGUUUACCUUUCAGUCUGCGAACACAAAAAAUGCACUCAUAUCAAUCUCACCGAGUUCAUUAUGAUCUUCGCCUCUUGUCAUUUUUUUCUUGCUCAUCUUCCCAACUUCAACUCCAUCUCCGGUGUCUCUUUAGCGGCCGCAGUCAUGUCUUUAAGUUACUCUACAAUUGCAUGGGGGGCUUCAGUGCAUAGGGGUGUUCAACCAGAUGUUACAUACAACAGCAGAGCAUCAAACACAAAAGAUGGAGUGUUUAACUUCCUGAGUGCAUUGGGAGAUGUGGCUUUCGCCUAUGCAGGGCACAAUGUGGUGUUGGAGAUCCAGGCAACCAUACCUUCAACACCAGAAAAGCCAUCUAAAGGUCCUAUGUGGAAUGGAGUCCUCAUAGCCUAUUUAGUAGUGGCAUUGUGCUAUUUCCCGGUAGCAUUCAUUGGAUACUAUGUGUUUGGUGACAAAAUCGACGACAACAUUUUGAUCACAUUAGAAAAACCCAAAUGGCUAAUCAUAACGGCAAACAUGUUUGUUGUUGUCCAUGUUAUCGGAAGCUACCAGCUAUAUGCAAUGCCAGUAUUUGAUAUGAUCGAAACCGUAUUGGUGAAGAAACUGAAAUUUAGGCCUACUUGGUACCUUCGGUUCAUCUCUAGGAAUGUAUACGUUGGAUUCACAAUGUUCAUUGGUAUGACCUUCCCUUUCUUUGGUGGUCUAUUGGGAUUCUUUGGAGGCUUUGCUUUCUCCCCCACAACAUACUUCCUCCCUUGCAUUAUGUGGCUUGCAAUUUACAAACCAAAGAAGUUCAGCCCGUCUUGGUUGAUAAACUGGAUAUGCAUCACAUUGGGAGUUCUUUUAAUGAUUCUAUCACCCAUUGGAGGCAUGGCAACCAUCGUUAAACAAGCUAAGGACUACAAGUUUUACUCUUAGGAAAUUAUAUAUGUACCUAAGAGAAUAAAUAAGGCUCUUCUGUUUGUUGUGUCACGUGCCCUAUUAUGCUGAACUUGAAUGUAAUGUUGCAUAGUGCAUAUAUACAUUCUAUAAUCAAACUUAUUAUUAAAGAAUAAUUAUAAUUUUUUUCAUAAGUAUUUCACACCUCCAAAAUGUAACUUUUCACCUAUAUUAUUAUUGAAUUAACAGAGUUGUGCUCCCAAAUUAAUGUGGUAAAUUUGGUAGUUGUAAUAGUUCGGAACAUGAUAUGGUAGUGAUUAUAGUUUUAGGUAAAAAUCUCAAGAUAUUGACAUGCUUUGCUUGCUUAUUAAGUUGCUAUGCUCACUACUUGACUCUUUGGUUAACUCAUAAUCAUUGUGUUGUAACAAUUAUAAGUAAUAUUAUACACAAAAAUUAAGAUCAAAGGAGAGAGAGAGAGAGAGAGAGAGAGAGAGAGAGAGAGAGAGAGAGAGAGAGAGAGAGAGAGAGAGAGAGAGAGAGGACAAAAGAUAAAAAACAAAUUUAGUAGAGGAAAAUGCUUUUCUUCUGACAUAUACAUUCAAUAUUUUCCCCCAAAGUACAAAAGAGAAAAAAAAAAGACAAAGCUAACUGCAAAUUUUGAUACUUAAAUCAAUUCUAACUUCUAAACCCAUAAUUCUAAUUCAGUAUACAGAACAACCCCCUUAACCAAUUGACAUUGUUGAAAAAGUAAAGCCAAAAAAAUAAAAAAGUUUAUUGAAGUUGAAACCAAAAUGCAUAAAGACUUUCAUAUAAAUUUAUCUAAGUUUCUUCUUCUCCAAUUUCUCAGUUCUUCUUACUCUGUACAACUCAAUCCAAAGAUUAAUUAUCCAAAGAAUACUAACUGAAAUGGCAGUAAACACCACAACAAUCCAAGACACACAAACCCAUCUGGGAAUCACACCAUCAGCAGCGCCACUCAAGUAAAAAACACCCAUUUUGUAGAGAAAAUAAGGCCCAGCAAACCCACGAACAAUUGAGUACAAAACAUAAAAUGGAGGAGACAAAAGAUCAUACAGUUUGGCUGCAAAUUCAAGGUCGUUUCUUCUAGCGUUGGCGAGUGUCCACGUGUUCUGACAAAAGCUUGUGAUCUCCGCCAGUAUUAGGAGGAAGAGAAUAGCGAAAGCCCCGUGUGAGACCAGGUACCGGCACGUGACGAAAACGAAAAGCGUGGCUAAGUGGUGACCGAUGAAGAGAACGUCGCCGGGAACGAAGGUGAGGUAGUGAAGAAGAUCCAUUAGAAAAUAAGCUAUGCUGUAAUCGAGAACAAUGUUCUGAAAUUCAGUAUUGGCUGAAGCGAACCCACGAUUUGCGUCGGCGAAUAUCGCACCGGCGGCUAAGAAAACCGCCGGUGUACCGUGGAAGAAUGAUAUUAAGCAACUUGAAGCUUCGGGUCGGAUCUUCGGACUCCAAUUUCGGAAGACGAUGAACUGAGCAGAAAGGUAGAUGAUUAAGAAGAAACCCAGGAAGAGUGGGAGAGUCGGUGGGGAUUGAAAUUGGGUUUCUUCCAUGGAAACCCUCAAUUGUUGUUUUUUGAGGUUUUCAAAUUGGGGAAGAAUCAAAAUUAGGGUUUUUUCUUUGUUUUUUGUUAUUGAAAUUUAAAGAGUGAGUUUUUAAUAAAUUAGAGACAAAUGUUAGUGGUUUAUAAAUUCUAGAAAUACCCAGAGAGACAAAAAUAUCUAUAUAAAUGGUCAAUGAAGAAGGU